Messenger RNA from Python bivittatus (Burmese python), 984 nucleotides. RefSeq names its product olfactory receptor 6F1-like. The record is from RefSeq and is a predicted model, not a curated record. Gene Ontology annotation, cellular component: membrane. NCBI's taxonomy places the organism in Eukaryota, Metazoa, Chordata, Lepidosauria, Squamata, Pythonidae. Gene Ontology annotation, biological process: G protein-coupled receptor signaling pathway. Gene Ontology annotation, molecular function: olfactory receptor activity; G protein-coupled receptor activity.
AUGCGAGAAGGAAAUGGCUCAAGAGUGAAGGAAUUUAUCCUUCUGGGUUUCCCUGGAUCUCGAGAACUCCAGAUCUCUCUUUUUGUGGUUUUUUUCUUCAUGUAUCUCCUUACACUCAUUGGAAAUGUGGCUAUCAUAGUUUUAGUGAAGAUCUUUCAGAAGCUCCAUACACCCAUGUACUUCUUCCUCUGCAAUCUUUCAUUCCUGGAGAUAUGGUACACAACAGCCUGUAUUCCUAAGACUUUGUCAGUCCUUGUCGCUCACAAUCAAACCAUCUCAUUCCUAGGGUGCAUCACACAGAUGUACAUUGUUUUCUCCCUGGGAUGUACAGAAUAUUUCCUGUUGGCUGUCAUGGCUUAUGAUCGCUAUUUGGCCAUCUGUCACCCCUUACACUAUAACAUCAUCAUGUCUAAAACGUUGUCUGUACAAAUGGCAUUUAGCUGUUGGAUAUGUGGUUUCUUAAUUAUUUCUUUUCCAGCCUUCCUUAUCACCCAACUGUCUUUCUGUGACUCCAAUGUUAUCAACCAUUUCUUUUGUGACAUUGAGCCUUGGAUAGUUCUUUCUUGCACAAGUACUUACACAGUUGAAAUUGUCUGGUUUAUUAUUGCUGCGAUUGUCAUCGUGGGAUCCUGCAUGAUUACCUUGAUUUCCUACAUUUAUAUCAUUGCUACAAUAUUAAGGAUUGCAUCAGUUCAAGGACGUCAACGAGCUUUCUCCACUUGCUCUUCUCACCUCACAGUGGUGAUUAUAUGGUAUGGUGCUACCAUUUUCCUUCAUGUCAUACCUUCCAAACAGCAGUCACAAGAAUUGUCCAAAAUAGUCACUGUAUUGAAUACAAUUGUCACCCCCCUUUUAAACCCCUUCAUUUAUACACUCAGAAAUACAGAAGUGCAAGAAGCUUUGAGGACUAUAUUUAGAGCCUCAGCUGUAAAUCUCAGUAGAAGACACAAUAAGGAUAAUAAGUUAACCUCACAUCAUCCAUGA